AUGACUGGUAGUGUACAUUUUUUUCAUCUUCAUCAUUUUAGGAUUCCACUUAUUCUCUCUGUUUCUGGCUCUUGUUUGAUAGUCUUCGAUGUAGAACAAUCAAAACUGAUUCUCGUUGGCGACUUAGAAGAGGAGAUAUGCUGUUGUUGUAUUUGUGGUGCCGAUAUUUUUGUCCUUCUUCGUGGUAUUGCAGUUCCUCGGAAGUACACCUUAUGCAGUCGCAUAGCAGUUGUUAAGCGAUUGCUUGCAAAGUCCCUACCUGUCCAAUGUGCUCAAUUUAUGAUACUCUACAAGUGUUGCACCUGGCCGUCUGAUCUCGUGAACUCAACUACAGAUGCUCUCGCGCCGUCGACGAAGAAGGUGAAAUCAUGUCCUUGCAAAUGGGAAUCAUUCCCGGGCUCUAUAAAACUUAAUGGGUAUUACCAUGUGAACAUCAACGUAGCUGUGUUUUAA
This is a messenger RNA of Cooperia oncophora, 453 nucleotides long. NCBI's taxonomy places the organism in Eukaryota, Metazoa, Nematoda, Chromadorea, Rhabditida, Trichostrongylidae. The record is from the annotation of a GenBank genome assembly.